Messenger RNA from Lates calcarifer (barramundi perch), 1708 nucleotides. RefSeq names its product 6-phosphogluconolactonase (gene pgls). Gene Ontology annotation, molecular function: 6-phosphogluconolactonase activity. The record is from RefSeq and is a predicted model, not a curated record. Bases 136 to 897 code for a protein of 253 amino acids. Gene Ontology annotation, biological process: carbohydrate metabolic process; pentose-phosphate shunt. NCBI's taxonomy places the organism in Eukaryota, Metazoa, Chordata, Actinopteri, Centropomidae. The transcript is spliced from 6 exons.
AGAACGUGAUUGGCUGGUGGAAACUCGCAUCAGGAAGUGAGUGCGUCGAAUUACAUUUGCCGACUGAAAAUCCUCCUCAUGACAAACUGCACCUGAGAUUUACACCAGUAUCUGUUUCAUUCAGACAGUGCUUUCAUGGCUGGCAGAAGAGUUGUGGUCUUCCCCUCCUCGGCAGAGCUUGGUCCAGUACUGGCCCAUUUGGUGACAAGUCGGGCUGAGAAGGCCCUCGCCUCUCAUGGCAGGUUCACCCUGGGGCUCUCUGGAGGAAGCCUCGUGUCCAUGCUCAGCAAAGAGCUGCUCGCCCUGCCAGAACUGGACUGCAGUAAGUGGGUGAUUGGCUUCUGUGACGAGCGAUUGGUUUCCUUUGAUGAUCCAGAGAGCACUUAUGGGCUGUACAAGAAUCAGUUGUUUUCCAAGGUCAACAUCCCCGAUAGUGGGAUCUUAACGAUUGAUCCCUCCCUGCCAGUCAGUGAGUGUGCUGAGAAUUACACCCGCAAACUGAAGGAGGCCUUCCCAGAUGACGACAUCCCUGUGUUUGACAUGUUACUGCUGGGUAUGGGACCUGAUGGACACACCUGUUCCCUCUUUCCAGAUCACCCUCUCCUGGAGGAAACCAAGAAAAUUGUGGCCCCCAUCAGUGACUCUCCCAAACCACCACCACAGCGUGUAACUAUGACUCUUCCAGUGGUGAACUCUGCAUGCUGUGUGGCUUUUGUGUCAACAGGAGGAAGCAAAGCACCCAUUUUGAAGGAAGUGCUGGAGGGCAGAGAGGGUCCAGCGUUUCCAGCAGCCCGUGUUGUUCCAACCAAUGGAGAGCUGUUCUGGCUUGUUGAUGACCCCGCGGCCGCCUCCCUCACCAUCCAGGUAGAGAGGCCGGGCUCAGGGGCCAAACUGUAGAGCUUUUUCAACACUGGUGUGAAAACAUGGAAGAAGAGACUGGAAAAUAAUACAGAACAUUCCUACUUUCACAUGAAAGUGUAAUCGGUUUACACAGGUGAGAUAGUGACAUAGGAUAAGGAGAUGAAGAGAAAAAUGUAGGACACCACUGUAAUUGGCAGUGUAAGAUUUAGCACUUAUUGGACACCUGUGUGUGUGUGUGUGUGUGUGUGUGUGUGGGAGAGAGAGAGAGAGCGAGCAAGAGAGAGAGGUUUAGCUUUAUUCAGGUAAUGUUUUAAGUCCCCCUCCACAAUAUGUUUUGCUUAUCGUUACAUCAGUUGAGUAUUAGACCUUUGCUGUGUAGAGUAAUGACACUAGAAGCCAGUCAUGGUUCAGUUGUGGAACAUACACAAGAGUGAUGUGAAAACUUUCAGUGCGCAUAAACUGAGAAUGAGCUUUCAGUGAAGUGGCAGACAUCUUCCAUCCAGUGGUUAAAGUUGUGAAAUAAAAAGUCUGAUGUGUUUCUGUGGAAAAAUCAUAUCAGAUAAAACUAUUAAUCAAAGUAUUUCUCCACGUCUUAGAGGGCCAUCUCGGCCCCCCUCCAAACAUAUUUCUUAGGAAACUGGAUGUUUCUUAGGAAACUCAAUAUUAAUAACACAUUUUGUCCAAUAAGCUGGCAAAAUUACUGUAUCAACAUGCUGUUAAAAAAAAAAACUAUGUUUGUUCUCAGCUCUGAGUUGCCUUCACACCCCUUGUAAAAAAAAGGGGGGGUAAAUAAAAUCCAUAAAAAUUAUUUUCAUUUGCAAUUUAAAAGAAUAAAAGGCUACUUCAA